AUGACAUUUUCCGAAUUUGUCCAGAAGUGUUCCGCUGCCACCACCCUGACCGACAGACUUGCUUUGAUGUUCAAUGGUGUGACUUAUACUCGAGAAAAUUGCAGUGAUCCUACAAUUUGCGAGAUCAACAUUGACGCUUUUAUCUCCCAUGCUUCAAAGGUUGUACCCAUUAAGCCGAAGACCCGUGUAAAACUUUUCUUAAGUCCCCAUUGGGGAACAGCCUUAAAUCGUUUAGAGUUUGGUUCUUUUACUUUUUGUGGUGACAAGGACUACAUAAAAAAUUAUCCCCACACCUUACUUUUUGAGUUAUCUUCGGAAGCUUUAAUGAAAAUCCAUAUUGUUUUUCCCAAUAUGAAACAAAAGAAUCUUGGAAUGCAAGGCAGGAAGAGAAUCUUAAGCGCUGGAUGCCAAAGAAAGUUUACCGACAAACUUCUCUUGCCAGCAUUGAAACGUCUGUUGUCGAAUUCUGCAUACAAUCGCUCUGGUGCCACUUACGGGCAAUCCAUUGGAACUGGGUUUCAUGCGACAAUUCCCAGGUUUUUGUUUGGUUCUGAUGUACCAGUUUUGGUACAUCAUAUGCGGGAAAUUGCCCGUGAAAGCUUGGAACUGGCGCAAUUCCGUCAUUUUGUGUUCGUGUGCUCUUCCUUUGGGUUUAAAUGUCCAAUUUAUGGUGAUGACCAUUUGUCAAUUCUUGACACCAUGCUGGACUGGUCAUUACUUGAUGCCAGCAAAUGUUUGAUUGAUAUCGGCAUCAACUUUUAUGCCGAAUCAAAGUUAGGUAGUCAUGCCAUUACUUUUGUAAAGGCAGAGCAUUGCUACUCCCUCGGCAGUCUGUUUGCUGGAUCGUCAGCUAAGACCAAGCUGAUGAACAUGACCUUGGGUACCUUUGGUGGUAUCAAAGCCGUAAGUGCCUCGCCUGCAUCCAGGUAUGCCUCAAAGGUGCUUAUCUACAAUGAUAUCAAGUAUCCAUUUACUUUGGGAAAUGUCGGGUACAAUGGUAGUAUCUGUGGUGAGUGGAAUGCCGAGGAAAUGCGAAAGAAAUUUCGUCAUUACACUGGGCGCCACCUGUUUGGGAUGGAGAUAAAAUAUGGCUUUCGGAUAAUAUAUGUGACGCGUUAG
Mucor mucedo is the source of this 1119-nucleotide messenger RNA. RefSeq lists its product as uncharacterized. The record is from RefSeq and is a predicted model, not a curated record. The transcript has 3 exons. Lineage: Eukaryota; Fungi; Mucoromycota; Mucoromycetes; Mucorales; Mucoraceae. Bases 1 to 1119 code for a protein of 372 amino acids.